Ananas comosus (pineapple) is the source of this 951-nucleotide messenger RNA. Its product is annotated as CRIB domain-containing protein RIC4-like. The record is from RefSeq and is a predicted model, not a curated record. Lineage: Eukaryota; Viridiplantae; Streptophyta; Magnoliopsida; Poales; Bromeliaceae. Bases 199 to 720 code for a protein of 173 amino acids. The transcript is spliced from 2 exons.
CACACACACCAAACUUUAAUUUGUAUAUAAGCCUUCUUUUGGUUCUUUCAUAUGCAUAUAGUGGAAAUCAUGCAUGCUUGCUAACAAAGCCAACACCACCCAGUAUAUAACAAAUCCACCUGCUCUUCAUUUCUUUCAUUCUCAUAACCACCAAAUUCCUCUCUCAUCACACUCUUCAGUAUUAAUAUUCAUGAAGCCAUGAUGAGAGACCGGAGAAUGGAUCGGUUCGUCGUCCUCCCCUUUUCCGUCGGUUGCGUUUCUCAAUCGAGCGUCUCCGUCCUCCACACCCAGCCGAAGAAUACUCAACUAGGUCCAAUCCCCCCACUACAAUCAACAGAGGAGAGCCCACACAACAGCGGCGGCGGCGAUCAGAAGCCGAGAAGCGCGGUCAGGCUUCUGGCGCUUCCGAAGCCGAGCAUCUCUGCGGGGCUGCAGAAGCUGAUCAGGGGCUUCAAGAUGGGCUUGUCCCAGCUGUUUGUGGUCUAUGAAGAAGAUGGUGAUGGUGGUGGUGGUGGUGAUGAGGAGGAGGAAGAGAGGGAGAUGGUGAUAGGGUUUCCAACAGAUGUGCAGCAUGUGGCUCACAUAGGGUUGGAUGGUGUGAGCAGCAUGAAGAGCAGCAGCAGCAGCAGCAGCAGCAGCAGGUCCCCUAAUGAGUUUCUCUUUCUACCUCCUCCUCAUAACUCUCUCUCUCUACCUUCCCCCCACCCCAUGGUCCCCUAGGGUUUGUUGGCCACAGUGAGGUGUAACUGCUUCUUCCUUCUUCUUCUUCUUCUUCUUCUUCUUCUUCUUGUGGUUUUCCUUGUUGGUUAUUAAUUGCUUUGGUAUAUAGCUUAUAACUAUCUCUUGGUGCAUGCAUGUUGAUGACUAAUGAGACAGCAGGGUGCAUGCCCUUGCAUGUGAACUUGUAGUAUAGCUUGUUUUGAUAUGGGGAGCUCUUUUUAAGAUUGUUUC